Laccaria bicolor S238N-H82 is the source of this 3552-nucleotide messenger RNA. RefSeq lists its product as uncharacterized. NCBI's taxonomy places the organism in Eukaryota, Fungi, Basidiomycota, Agaricomycetes, Agaricales, Hydnangiaceae. The transcript is spliced from 6 exons. Gene Ontology annotation, molecular function: protein binding. Bases 1 to 3552 code for a protein of 1183 amino acids. The record is from RefSeq and is a predicted model, not a curated record.
AUGGCACUUGGACCAUAUACUUGCGCCAAAUCCUCACGUCAGCAUCACGAUACAGGAAGUUGCAGUCGAGGCACCCCUCUUGAAGUGAUGCCUGAAUUUGUGACUGCUCUACACGACUUCGUGGCAGAGGAUGAAGAGGAUCUUCCAUUCCGAUCUGGGGACCGUAUAGAGGUCAUUGAAAAGGAUGGUUCGUAUGACGAUGCCUGGUGGAAGGGCCGCAAUCCACAAGGAAAAGUCGGUCUCUUUCCGUCAGUCUUCACCGCACCAGCACCAUCUUCCACCGAUCCACUAUACGAUAUAUUUGAGGAAGAGGAAUCGGGUAACGAGAUCCACGACGAGGACCAAUUAAGCCAGGGGGAAAGUUCAAAGCACGAGGCACACACAGACCACGAGGAACAACACCCAAAGGACGAGAAUCAACCACAGGUCGACGAGGUUGAUGAACACCAAGUCGAAGGGGAACAUUUAAAGAGCGAGAAACAAUCACAGGUCGAACAACAGACAGUUGUCGAGGAACGCUCAAUCGACAAGGAACAGCCGGACGAUGAGGAGCACCCACACGACAAGGAUAACUCAUACAGCGCUAGGCGAUUGGAGAGAGCCCAUAGACGGAGAGGCGCCAUAAUAGACCUACAGACAGCCGUUGAAGCACUCGGACCUAGGGUGGCGGAGACUCGGGUAUGUGACGGGAAUGAUGACGAGGGUUCCCCUCCUGACUGGCUUGGCUAUACAUUCCAAUGGGAAGGGUUCCGGGAGAUGCUGCAAAAUGCAUGGCGGAUGGCAGAUGUGCAAGACCUGUUGACCGAGUCUGCUACGACAAUCAGUCACAUGUCGUCUGGUAAUGGGGCUAUUAGUGAUACUUUGUCAAAGGACAAGGCGGAGACGCAGAAUUCCACGACAUCGUCGUCCGGCGUUUCGAAGGUGUCUUCUUUGAACCUGCUAUCCACGAAGACACCCACCACAGAGAAAAAGAUUCCUUCUUUUGGGCUGCUUUUGGCUGCAUCAACGUCAACCAACACUGUUGCGGAAGAUAACUCUAUUAUCGUGACCAGACCUCGUUUACACCGCACAAAGCACAGUGGUGCUAUUCCUACUGAUACCUGUGUGUCAUUUGGUUUACCCUCCCCCGCCACAACCGACCCAAACUGUGCCUCUCGCCCGAACACCGAGAGCGCCCUUUCACUGUUCUCAGAUAACGCCUUUCCCUCUCAACUAUCUUCCCCGCUACCUGCAGCCCAGCGUGUCAUCAACCCACCUGGUGCCUCCCGUUUGAACACCGACAGCAUGGUUUCCUUCCUCUCAACCAACACCUCUCCUUCUGAAGGAUUGUCUCCGCUACAUGCAGGCCAGCGCCUCACCAAAGCUGGUGCCUCCCGUUCGAACAUCAACAGCGUUGCUUCCUUAUACUCGAAUAACUCCUCUGCUGAGCUAUCUUCCCCAUUACCUGCAGACCAGCAUUCUACUGAGAAAACUGACGACUAUGUUCACUUGUUGUGGAACAACGGCUUUCUUACAGAAUUACCUUCCCCAUUCCUUACAAGUCAACACCUCAUUGCCGGAAAUAAAGCGAAACAAAAAUUACCAAGCGAUUGGACGCUCCAAGAAGUCGUCGAGUGGUUGAAGAGCAAAGGCUUUGACCAGAACGUUUGUAACAAGUUUAUAGAACAUGAAAUCACUGGUGAUGUCCUCCUCGAAUUGGACGUCAACCUACUCAAAACCGAGAUCGGAGUGAUGGCGUUUGGGAACCGCACGCGCAUCGCAAAUGCCAUCACUGACCUUCGCCAGUCCCAUCCUGUAAAUUCCACCGACCAACCUAUGGCGGGGAUAUCGUCUUCCUCAUCUCCCAAUACCCCGUCGCACUUUGACACUCAAGUUGAAGUUUAUCAAGAGAGAUCUUCAAUGCGGAGCUCGUUGCCACCUCCCUCAUCUCCCGAGCAGUAUACCCCGCUGCAUUUUAGUACACAAGUCCAUGAAAUUCGUCUGGAGAGGUCUUCGAUGUCUAGCUCGCUCAAGAGCAUGGUCUGGCAAAGGCGACCAACCUCGCUACCUGUGCAUCCCACCCCAUCAAAGGCCGAUAUCAAAGUCCACGAAACUCGUCAGGAGAAAUUUUCAACGUCCGAGUCAUCCACGGGCGUGGGUGGGGAAAUACUGUCUGCCUCACUGCCACUGCGUCGUUCCUCGCAACGCUCUGAUAAAGUUUCUGAAAUCCGUCGGGAGAGCCGUUCGCCUCCUACUCCCCCAAGGACCAUGUGCCGGCCGCUGCCUGCCAUUCCCCAAGUGUCAUCAACGCCCAGCGACUCGCUGAAUGGGGAGGCAGAGGAGGCUCGGACUUCGUUCAACGACUCUUGGCAAGCAACAGAAGAGGGAAAGAAAAUAGAGAAGACGACUCCAGACAUGGCCUCUAUCAGGCGCAACAGUGCGGACAAGCGCAGGAUAGCUCAAGCAAGCAACAAUAGCGAUCUACUUGUCAGAAAGGACUCUGUCGGUAUCGGUGCCAUGCUAAGCGGGAGCACUCUUCAUCCGAUUGGUGAACCCGAUCAUGCUGGGUGGCUGCGCAAGAAGAAUGAUCGAUAUAACUUCUGGAAGUCGCGGUACUUCAUCCUCAAGGGUCAGCAUUUGUAUUGGUUGAAGAGUGCCAAACCCUCAGAAAAGACCCCAAAAGGAAUUAUCGACAUUGUGGGUUACAAGAUCACCACCGUGGAUAACACCUUUGAUUCUUCUGGUCGUUAUGGAUUCCGGAUCGACCGUGAUCAAGAGAGGACAUACUUCUUUAGCUCUGACGACAAAAAUGCUAUUUGCGAUUGGACAAAGGCCAUCAUGAAGGCUACGAUUAGCUGGCAGGCACCUGUUGCUUCGUCGUGCAAUAUUUCGACGGUUCCCUUGUCUGUUGCACGAGCCAUGAACCCAGUUCCGCGUCCACCAUCACCAACCGCUCAAGAGGCUAUUCAGAGGUCGCUCAGACGGAGAAACACCGACAAUCUAUCAAGUCGUGAUACCCAUGUUCUUUUGGGACUUUCCUCCUACAAGGGUGAUGGCCAAGCUCUCUCGGACUCCCCCGCUGAACAAUGGCAAGAUUGUAUAUGGCUGCAAAAGCAAACGUCCCCACAGAAAUCCGUGCUUCGUCGUCCCUCAAUGCCGGAGAUGCGGAGGGUAAGCUCGACACGCUCCACGAUCAAUUCAGCAGAAGUGGAUGCAUUGGUACAGUGGGCCAACUCUCACCUCCCUACGUCCCUCCAAGUGCAAGACUCCAGCGCCUCCCUCUUCAGUGGCCUUGCCCUCCUGCGCCUCGCAGAGUCCAUCAAGGGCCCAUGCUCCCCCCCAGUCCCCGACAACGCCUUCCCAACUAAUCCCGGCGACGAAAGAGUCGAAGGCCUCUUUCGUCUAUUGGAGCUUUUGCUCAACAAUGGUGUGAAGAUGGGGAGGCUGAGCAUCAAUGACAUUCGGCAUGGGAGGAGGGAUAAGAUUCUGGCUCUUUUAAAGGCACUCAAGACCUGGGAAGGACAGUUGGUAGAAAGUUAUAGGGAACGAUUUAUCGUUCCCAUUAGUAUGUAG